Molecule: messenger RNA, 2763 nt
Organism: Clonostachys byssicola
Lineage: Eukaryota; Fungi; Ascomycota; Sordariomycetes; Hypocreales; Bionectriaceae
Source: the annotation of a GenBank genome assembly
UCCAAGCCUCUACGCCAGCUGUACCCGGAGGCUGGAGACACGUCCAUCGAGGAGAAAGUUGACAUAAUCGCCGUCCACGGCCUGAAUCCUCGGAACAAGAAAGAUGAAGCCCACGCCUGGGAUACAUGGCGCUCUGCUGACGGCCGCCUUUGGCUCCGUGAUGACCUCCCGAAGAUGCUCCCCGGUGCCCGGAUCUUUCUCUACCGCUACAACGCAGCAGCAGUCUACGGAAGUGACCAGGGCACGUUUUCUGACAAGGCGGACGAGUUGUUAGAGGCGGUCCGUAUCGAGAGGGAUGAUAUGCAAACCCGCCCGAUUCUAUUCUUGGGCCAUAGCCUGGGUGGUUUGUUGAUCAAGCAAGCGUUGAUCAACGCCCAUAACAACCCGAAAUACAAGUCGAUCAAAGAUGCUACGAGCGGUAUAAGCUUUUUUGCGACACCUCACAGGGGCGUAGACUUGAAUGUCUUGAGCCUGGGAGAGGUUUUGGCUAAGAUUGCCGACAAAGCGGGCUUCCGACAAGGAGACAACAUUCUAGAAGUCUUGAAGCAAGGAAGCAUGUUCUCAGACGUCUUACGAGAGCAUUGGAGACACCAAAUCCUCCAGUAUGAUAUCAUAUCGUUCUGGGGUGGUUCAGAUAAGAUUGUUCUGAAAGACAACUCACGACUAGGGAUGCCCGGCGACCGCGAGCACGUAGUAAGACUGGACGCCGGACAUGGAGGAGUGUGCAGGUUCGGCUCGGAGAUGACUGAUCAGGACAACCUGAACAUCGUCCUAUGCAAUGUCAAGGAUUUAUAUGUAAAGGCCAUGCAGAUUGGCCUCAAGACCGGACUGAAAAGCUCUGUGUCGAAGCAACCUCUCCACCUGUUGCCAUUUCUCGAAAACAAAAAGUUUGUGGGAAGAGAAUCAGCCCUUGAAGACAUCCGGCAUCUUUUCUUUGUGGAAGGUCGCACCCGAGUAGCACUGGAUGGGCUCGGAGGCAUCGGAAAGACACAGGUGGCAUUGCAGUUUGCCUAUUGGGUUAAGAAAAACAAGCCAGAGUACUCAAUAUUCUGGGUUCCAGCUCUCAGCCGUGCGAGUUUUGAUCAAGUAUAUGUUGAGAUAUUCGACAAACUUCAAGUUCGAGAGACAGAACCAGAUCAGGACAUCGGGGAUGCUGUACGAAUCCAUCUGACUUCUAAUGAAUCGGGGAAAUGGAUCAUGAUCGUCGACAAUGCCGAUGAUAAGUCUCUCAUAUAUGGUACUCCAGGGAGACCCGGUCUCAUAGAGUAUCUCCCUGUGAGGGAAGACGGACUGAUCCUUCUCACCACAAGAACACGGCAGAUUUCCACGUCAUUUGCGGGGUCUGAUGUUGUUGAAUUGGAGUGCAUGAAUGCGGCGGACUCCAAAGACAUUCUUGAGAAAUCCUUGAUAAGAAAAAAAAUCCUUCGGGACAAGGGGCUCGUUGCGGAACUCCUGGAAGAGCUGACCUACCUCCCGUUGGCCAUUGUUCAAGCCGCAGCGUAUUUCAAUAACAAUCGGCAAUUAUCUCUCAAGAGGUACCUGAGCCUAUUGAAAUCUGCGUGCAAGACCGAAAUGAGUGUGAUGAGCACCGAGUUCUUCGACCCAGCGCGAUACAAGGGCACACCAAGUGCCGUUCUUUCCACCUGGCUUGUAUCAUUCCGCCAGAUUCUUAAAACGGACCCUAGAGCAGCAGAUUUGCUUAUGUUCAUGGCCUGGGUUGAACCUCGAGCUAUUCCACGUUCGAUGCUGCCUGGCUUUGAUGAAAGUAAAGAAUUCGAAGACGCAAUAGGUACGCUGUGCGGCUAUAGCUUUGUCUCACAGAGAGAGGAUGAUCAGCUUCUCGAUAUGCACCGCUUGGUCCAUUUGGCAACCCACUCCUGGAUCAAACUGCAAGGCAGGACGGAACAGACAACUGACAAAGCGGUGAUACAAAUGAGUUCGCUCUUGGCGGAUCCGCGACCAAGUCAGUCUGCUUCUUUGCGGCCUUUCUUGCCACAUGGGCUGAGAUUGUUGGGUCAAUGUCAAACAAGUCCUCUGAUCCAGCACUUUCUCCUGCGCUGUAACAUUAGCCUGGUCUUACUACAACAAGGGCGCGAUAUAGAGGCACUGACAUACAUUCUGGAAGCUGUGGAUGGGGCGAAAGAAUAUCUGUCUCCGUCCGCAGAUUUCGAACUCAAGUUGUGCAAAGAGUUCAACCUUGCUUCUAUAUAUCAGAAGCAUGGUCUCAAGGAGACGAUUGAAAUCCUUGAGCAUCGUGUCUCGCUCCAGGAACAAACACUAGCUGAAGACGACUUUAAUCGCCUAAUGUCAGAGUCGCACCUAGCUACUGCAUAUAAAAAAGCUGGCUGUUCCAGUAAGGCAAUUGAUAUUCUUGAGCAUAUUGUCUCGGUUCAAAAACAAACGCUACCUGAAGAUGAUCAUCUUCGCCAAGAAUCCGCGACAAUGCUUGCUUUCUCAUAUAUGGAAUGUGAUCGUUUCAAGGAGGCAAUUGAUAUUCUCAAGCACAUCGUUUCUGCCUAUAGACAAACCCUAGCUGAAGACGAACAUAUUCGCCUGCAAUCAGAGGUGGUGCUUGCUCUCGCAUAUCUGCAUAGUCAUCGCACCAAGGAGGCAACUGAUCUUCUUGAGAAAUUGGAUUUCAUCAAGAAGCAGACGACAGAUGAAGAAGAUCCUGAUCGCCUAUUAUUAGGGCUGCGCCUCGCGCAUGCAUAUUUAGUUGGGGACUGGUCUAAAGAGGCUGCAGCUUUGCAAGCUCCCGUCUCA